Puntigrus tetrazona (Sumatra barb) is the source of this 6070-nucleotide messenger RNA. RefSeq names its product Kruppel-like factor 7a (gene klf7a). The transcript is spliced from 4 exons. NCBI's taxonomy places the organism in Eukaryota, Metazoa, Chordata, Actinopteri, Cypriniformes, Cyprinidae. Bases 180 to 1157 code for a protein of 325 amino acids. The record is from RefSeq and is a predicted model, not a curated record. Gene Ontology annotation, biological process: regulation of transcription by RNA polymerase II. Gene Ontology annotation, molecular function: RNA polymerase II cis-regulatory region sequence-specific DNA binding; DNA-binding transcription factor activity, RNA polymerase II-specific.
UACGCUGGCUCCACACACUGACUGACACAGUAACCUGUGCGCUACUGUGCUCCCGCUGCUCCCCUUCCAGAAACAUUGUGAGGAAAGAAAACAAACCUGCAUGGAUGGAUCCUUUACUUUUAAACACAUUUUAGUAUCCAUAGUGAACUGAAACGUUUCGGAUUUCGCGAUUGAUCUGAAUGUUUCAGUCGCUCGCGCUGAAGCGAACGCGGAUUCCUCGCGCAGAGAAUCAAAGUCUCUCUAACGCACCGUUUAGCUGCACAAACAUGGAUGUUCUGGCCAAUUACAGUAUUUUUCAAGAACUUCAACUUGUUCAUGACACUGGCUACUUCUCCGCGAUGCCGUCUCUGGAGGAAAACUGGCAGCAGACAUGUUUGGAGUUGGAACGCUAUCUACAGACGGAACCCAAACGGCUCUCCGAUCUUUUUGACGAGGAACUAGACGGCCUACUUACCCCCUCCUUCAUGAAGGAAGAUGUGGAUGAAGACCUGUUAGACCCGCUCCUUCCCAGCCUCAACAACCCCCCCAGCCCUCCUCCUCCUCAGCUCACCCCACGCAAAGAAACCCUGUCCUCCACUUCCUCUACCGUGACCUCUCCAGACAUCACCUUAGGGGUCAACGCAGCCCAGCUGAAUGCCGUCACCUCACUAACACCUCCCUCGUCCCCGGAACUGGGCCGUCACUUAGUCAAACCCACCCACACACUCAGUGCCUCGCCCGACGGGACCCUCACGCUCAAGCUUGUGGCCCGAAAGGUGGGCUUAAGUUCUGCCAAACUUGUGGCGGCCCACCCUGUGCCGCUUUCUCCGCAGCAUGGCAGCAGCGGCGCACAGAGCGACGGAGAACAGGGCGGCCCCUGCACCGUGGGAGCUGGCGAGAUGGCAGAGAACAAGAAGAGAGUCCAUCGCUGCCAGUUCAACGGGUGUCGGAAGGUCUACACCAAGAGCUCACAUCUGAAGGCGCAUCAGAGGACACAUACAGGGGAGAAGCCGUACAAGUGCUCAUGGGAAGGCUGCGAAUGGCGGUUCGCGCGAAGCGACGAGUUGACGAGGCACUACCGCAAACAUACCGGCGCCAAGCCUUUCAAGUGCAAUCACUGCGACAGGUGUUUCUCCCGAUCCGAUCACUUGGCACUGCACAUGAAGAGGCACAUCUGAGGAGGAGGAGGUGGCAAAAUGGCGAGGUGGAGGAGGAGACGGAAGGUAGAGGGAGAGAAGGAGAGGGAUGAUGGGAAGGAGCCGGAUACCACUCAGGCCGUUCGCUCCUCCCACCAAGAGUGGCCUCCCGUAGGGGAACCGAUCAGCACGGGCUGAACUUAGACCAGGUCUUGAGGAUUGGUCGGCCACGUCUGAUCAUGAGGAUGGAAAUUCAGAGGUCUACAGAUCUGAGAAGGUGGUACGACAUUUUAUGUCACUUAAUGUGCUUCAGUAGGUAUUUGCCCAAUGCUCAAAACUUAAAAAGAUACUAUUAUUGCGUUCCAACUUCUCUGAGAAACAUUGAAAGCUUUCAUCAGUCUUACAUAGAGUAUGUCACAAACAGACAGGAUGUGUCCCAAAAUGAUCUUCUCAAAAACCUUCGGAGAACAUCGUAGCGAUAGGAUGUUAUUUCAAAGGAAUUUUUUUUUUUUUUGUUUCCCAUUUUGAGCAAGGAUUAUCUUUCCGCUUUGAUCCCGCCAAUCCACAGCCAAGAUCUAAAGUGGAACGUCCAUUCAGAGAAAUCUAGACUUCAAAGGUGAAGUGGACUCACCCAUCGCUCAAAUGUGAAUCUGAUUGGGGGCAGUGGAGGAAACACUCUUACCUUCUUCGCAGACAGAUUAAUCUCUCUUUCACGUCCCUCCCUGCCAACCAACUGCUGCGCAGCGACACUUUGAGACUUUUUAUAAAAGAAAAAAAAAAAUAAAGAAGAGAUCUUUUUGAAUGAUGACUGUGUUAUAUAAUUCAGAAGACUUCUUUUUUGCUUUUCUCCUGUGGAUGUGUACAAAAUAGAAAAAGAAAAUUACAUAAAAAUGGACCAAAAAAAAAAAAAAAAAAAAAAAACUGCCAUAUGCACAAGCGAAGAGUAGUGGAUUCUACACUGGCACAGACAGAGGUGGACUUCAUUUCUAUAGAAACGCAAACUUUUAGUGGUGAAAAAAAGAAAAGAAAAGAAAAGAAAAGCAAUGUUGUUGUUGCACACGUUUUGAGCAUUCCUCAACAUUAUUUAUGACCCAUGAAACGUUAUCCCAUAAACUUGGGUUCCUUCGGGAUUUCUAGGACUAGCAUGAAAUGAGAAAAGCACCAUGGUUUAUCUGCGGACUUCACUACAGAAUAAUGACUUCCAUCAUUCAAGGCAGAGAUUUGCAAUCACAACGUUUAGAUUCUGUAAAUGCAUCACGGUAUGUCCCGAAAAACUGUCCGGACAGACAUUUCCCAUCAGUUAUUUUAGUUUGCACGGAUGGAAGCAUCCUAAGAAAGGUGUGUGUUGUGUUUCGCUGGUCCUGCAGGUGACUUUGUGAUGUUUUUUUUUCUUUGUUUUUUUUUUCUUACACAUUACAUAUCUUGUGUUCCCGGUAAAAACAGCUGUACAGUGUGUAAAUUGUAUAGUAAAAGUGAGGUUUAAAUUACAACGUACAAUCAAGUGUGGGAUGGAAAGUGUUCCUGAAUGUAAGGUUGUUUGAUUGUGGACGGCCCUGCACUUAUGCAAUCAUUCAGACCACUGAAAGGCCUGAUCUUCUCAACAUAGAUCCCACUUUGGCUCAUGCAUGAAGAUCUACACGAAUGCUUGUUGAUGAAGGAAUAAUUCACAUCAAAUGAGAAAUCGGUCAUCGUUUACUCAACCUAAUGUCAUUCCAAACCAGUAUGACUUUCUUUCCUUGGUGGAACGCUAAAGAAUGGAAAACAGGAACGGAGGCUGUCAAACAAAAAAAAAAGACAUUGAAGGACCAUAAAAAUAGUCUAUAGUGCGACUGUAAUUCAAGACUUGUGCGAAACGGACCAAAAUUUACUCGUUAUUCAAGUCUUACUUUUUUGCGGUAGCUCUUGAAUCUCAUUCUCACUUCCAUAUUUUCAAAAUGACAAAUAAGACAUGGAAAAAGCUUGGGUUUUAGGACAAAAGUAUCUUCGCGCACCUAUAAUACGUAAGAUUUCAGAUUUCAUUGAAGCUGCUUUUAUGUUAUAUAUGAAAAUGAUAGUCGAACACCAAUAGCCUCACAGUGACUCGAGUUUGAUUCCCAAUCCCGAUUCCCAAUAUUUUCCUGUCAUAAGUCAUACAGCUUUGGACCAACAUGAAGGUCAAUAAAUAACAAUUUCAUGUGAACUAUUGCUUUUCCAACAACCUGAUUAAGCGGUUUUGUGUUCAUUUGUGUGAUUAAACUGAGAGGCCGAGAUCUGAAGAUGUAUAAAAUGAGCACAAACAACAUAGAUUUGCUUUAUUUUUUAACCACCGCACUGUAUAUAAACAUCAAGAUGCCGAUUCAAAGACUUAUAAACCCCUGAGAUCAAUGCAUAAACGGAACCAAAAUUAAAUUUUAGACAGCAUACACAUUAGCAUUUUUAUUGCAUAUCAUGACCUUUAUUAACCAUAUCUACAGAUCAUAAAAAGCACCAUCUGGAUCAUAUCACCCAAAAAUAGGUGAUGGACAAGGAUAUUCAUGUCUUGCUCAAGCCGUCUGUCAGUUUUUUGCCCUUCUCACUCACUUGUCUAACAUGGACCAACGGGAGGCCCGUCUGACAGAAUGGCAGUAUGGGUAAUGAGAAAGGAAUUGGGCUCUCCCGGCUGCGGCCAGCGCUGGUCGCCCUCUCAAUGGGGCGGAACGGAGUAGGACCACACUGGGGGUCGGACGCCACACUUAUGCUGACCGGGAGAUCUUAUCGCAACCGCCCGACACAGUCAAUUUCACCAUGUAGCCGGGUGUCAGCUUACCUCCUUCCCUAGCCACAUUAGCUCCAUGAAAAAUAACAAAGACACAAGGUCACCGGAAUCCAGAGCAGAGCCGCGUGCAUCCGAUGUCCUCAAGAGACCAUCGCACGGGCCGCUUUUCCAGCUGAAAUCUAGUGCAUGAUAUCUGCUUUUCAUAGAGGAUUCAAGACUGCAACCUGAAAUGUUACAAUUUAUCUGUAGUUCAGAAAACAUGAUCGUGGGCUAUGCAGACUAGGAAGCGAAGCUUCAUGUUGUCCCACAUUUUUGGGCAAAACAAUCCAAUGUCAAGUCUCGAAAACUAUUAGUAGAUCAAUCCUGUUGAUCAUGUAUGCAAGAUAAUAAUUUCAGUUUGACAAAGACUUAGAUUUGAUAUUGGUGCACACAAUAGUAUUUGUUUUAGGGUCUAUGGCGAGAAGGAUAAACUCCAUACGAUAAAUAACAUCACAAACACGUUUCAUAUUUCACCUCGAAAAACGAAAGAGAUAAUACUGAGAUUAAAUGAGGCGUUUAUUCUGCAGUGUGACAUUAUUACCCAAUUCUCAUUUAAAGUUGCAGUUCUUAACUUUGUUUUGGUUCAAAAUGAUGCUAAAUCAGUUAUUGGGCAAGUAACCAGCCAGUGUUGAAAACUUUCCUUAGCGAUCUCCUUAACUUAGCUUGAUUUAUUGGUAAUAAACAAUAGUCAAGCGAAAUAUUUAACAUGUUGAUAACAAAGUAUAUGAAUAACCAGUAUAUAUGAAUAAACAGAACAAAAGCGGCAGACAUGUCCAGUGAAAAUUAACAUUUGGUUCAUACGGUGUAUAUUGAUAGUCACAUACAAAGAGGCAAAACUUAUGGACUGCAGCUUUAACUGUAAUAUAUUUAAUAAAUAAUGUAAAAUUGUACAACUAUACAUGUAAUGUAACUAUAUAUGUAAUCGUAUAACAAUAUAUGUAUAUGUUCAUAAACAAUACUGUCAUGAUAAUAUUGUCACGAUGCAAAAUAAUGUUAAUUGGCAGUUUUAGGUGAAAUAUGACGUAGGCAUUUCUCGUCAGGCUUUGUGAGGACAGUGUUCACAUCACAAGUCUUGUGCUGAAAUUCUCACGGAGCUUGUCAAGUUAUUGCAUUCUAUGAAUCAAGAUAUAUGAUGUUCACUAGUAGUUUUCCCAGUGGACAUUUGACCAUUUGUUCACUUUAAGUGCACCUUUUUCUUAAAACCCUUCUUUAACAUCCUCCAGCCGGACCAAUUAGGCAUGUUACCUUGGCAAAAACUAGCUAAUGAGUUCGUCUUAAUGGUCCUGAGAAACCCCACAGAGCAGCUCGUUGUCUGCUUUUUAGGGCUUGUUUUAUGUGCGCCGUCUUUAGUUUCUCUCGAGUGUGUAUAAACCUUGUAUGUUACCCACUUAAACGGCUUUUAAAUCGCACAGACAACUAACUGACCUUUUUGCUGUGGGACAAUGCAAUGAUUUGUAAUUACCGAUGCACACUUGCAGGUACGUUUUUUUACAUUCGGCAAUGAAACGGUUCCAUCUUAAAGAUCUGGCAUGAGCUGAGACACCACUAAACAUGCAGGGAACACUGAAUUAGGAGUUCGAAUGCAUUUCAUAAUUCGUGACGUUAUGAUUAGUCCGCUUUAGAGGUCUGUACAUGUUAUAGUUAUGUUUUUGGAUUGACGCAUUAGUCUAUACGUUCACGUUAGCAGCUGGUCUCCAUUCGCUCACUAGACAUCUGAAGCAUUGUUUCCUUUGUACCCUUCUAUUGCUCAAAACGCUGUGCUAAAAGCUUUCAAAUGGACGGUAUGAAGCCGAUAAACAGAGUGAUUUCCAAUGUUCGUUGCACUCGUAGCAUAGUUUUCUGGUUAAAGGCUUUUUUCCACACUUCCUGCUGUAAAUUAAAUCUGUUCCGAUCCCUCUGCUUUUCGCAGGCAUUUCAUGCUUUCCACUCUGCUCCUAUAUUUAUGCCGUUUUUUAUUUUUGUUUUAUUUGCUGUAAAAAGUGUUUGCAUAUAUUAUUUGUAUUAUAUGAUGUUAGUAUGACAAUGUUCUUUAUUAAGGAAAAAGGAAAAGAGUUUAUUUUUGUUACCGGUUUGUUUCAUAAUUCUUUUUUAAAUUGGUAUUGUAAUAUAUCUAUGCAAGAACUGUUAAGUGAAGCAUUUUUAUUUAAGAAUGUCAUUAUGUGUAAUAAAUGGUAGAAUCUUA